Messenger RNA from Cicer arietinum (chickpea), 2795 nucleotides. The record is from RefSeq and is a predicted model, not a curated record. NCBI's taxonomy places the organism in Eukaryota, Viridiplantae, Streptophyta, Magnoliopsida, Fabales, Fabaceae.
UCUUAGAUCAAAUAAUUUUCAUUUUAAUAGCUGAAAUUUAUCAUUUUUCAGAUUUUCAUAAACCCUUUUUGAAUUUUGUUUUUGAAGAAUAGGGUCUGCAUCUGUUCAAAACUUGAACUUUGGCCCCUCCAUUUUUUUUUCUUUCACUCUCCAAAAUCACAAUCGUCAAUUUAACAUUUUUAUACACAGAAACAAAGCGCGGGAUACCCAAAAAAUUUCCUCACUCUCCCUCUUCUAUAUCUACACAAAUUUAUAUAUAUAGAGAGAGAAAGCUUUCUCUCUCCAAAAUCUAUAGCCCUUGAUUUUCAUCUGGGUUGUUUUGGAGUUUGCUGAAACCCCUUUGAAGAGUUUUGAAGAUGAAGCUGAUACUAUUGAUUUUGUAGAUUUAGCUGGUGUAAGGUUGGAGGUUGUUUUAAUCAGUUACUUUUUGAAAGAGAUCUGUGGUUAAAAAAUGUUGGGUAGUGAGCAACCUUUGGAUUUGUAUAAGCUUUUCAUGGUAGUGAAGGACAAAGGUGGUUAUGAUGUUGUUUGUAAGAAUCGGUUGUGGGAUUUGGUUGGUGAAGAAUAUGGAUUAGGUGUGAAAGUUGGUUCAUCUGUUGAACUGGUCUAUAGUAAGUAUUUGAGUACUCUAGAGACACCUUUGAAGAAUGUUGUUGAUGAUGAGGUUGCUAAGUGUGGUUUAGUCGAUGAUAGAGUUAAAUUUGGUGAGCGUUUGAUGGAGUUGCAAGCUGAAUUCUUGCUGGAUGAUUAUGGUGAGGAAGAUGCGGGCGAUGAACUUGAGAGUGUAUAUGACUGUGGGAGGAAGUUGUGUGGUACUAAUAGAGUGAAGGGUGUGAAUUCAAAGUUGAAUGCGGCUGAACUAGAAAGAGUGUAUGACUAUUUAGAUGGGAGGAAGUUGCGUGGUGCUAAUAGAAUGAAGGACGCGAAUCUUGAGUCUAAUGCGGCCAAGAAAGUUAAGAAUGGAGGACUUGUCGAUAUGCAUAUGGAGGAGUUGGAUGGGAACAAAAUAUUGGCAGUGGAUGUAUCCAACACAGUAAACAAAAUGCCCGGAUUGUCAGAUGGAAGCAAGAGGCAUGAUAGUGAUGACAAUGCUGACAGUGUUGAUGAUGUCUUGAUAUUGGAUCCUUCUAGUGUUAAUAGAGAGAACUUUGGUAGGAAGAGGAAGAGAGAGUCUAUGUCAGAAGUGCUAAGUUGGGUUACUAGAACUGCAAAGAAUCCUUGUGAUCCUGUUGUAGGUUCAAUACCUGAAAAGUCAAAGUGGAAGUCUUGCCGUAAUGAAGAGAUCUGGAAGAAGGUUUUGUUGUUUCGAGAAUCAGUCUUUUUGAAAAAAGAUUUUGGAUCAAACUGUGAAAAGCUCAGUUGGCUGGCUCAGAGGAUGCAUCCUGCCAUGUAUGAUGAUAAUUUUGGGGCAACUUACAAUCUUAGACAGAGAAUCAAAUGUGACAAUGGACUUUUAGCUGGAAAAUCUGCAUCUAAGGGAAUAUUUUCACGUAUGCAAAGAACACCAAGUCCGCAUACCGACGACCGUGCCAAGAAAAAGUUACUUGACUCAAGUGCUCCAGAAUCAAGUCUUGAUACACCUGCCACAGUGAACAUCCCUCUUGGACCAAAUCAUCAAGCUGAAGUGCCCAAAUGGACCGGCACGACUCAUGAAAGUGAUUCUAAGUGGUUAGGAACCCAAAUAUGGCCACAAAAAUCUGCAAAAUCAAACCUCUUAGAAAGGGACCCUAUCGGAAAAGGAGGGGAAGAUUCAUGUGGUUGCCAUGUACAAGGUUCCGUUGAGUGUGUUAGAUUUCACAUUGCUGAGAAAAGGGCUAAAGUUAAGCUGGAAUUAGGUGUAGCCUUUUACCAAUGGAAUUUAGAUAAGGUAGGCGAAGAUGUUAGGCGAUGGUGGACCCUUCCAGAAGAGGAGAAGUUCAAUGAUAUAGUGAAAUCGAACCCUGCUUCGCUGGAUAGAUGUUUCUGGGACGAUAUUUUUAAAACAUUUCCUAAGAAGAGUAGGGAAAAUUUGGUCAGCUAUUACUUUAAUGUCUUUCUUUUGCAGCGCCGAGGAUACCAGAAUAGGCACACUCCAGAUAACAUUGAUAGCGAUGAUGAUGAAUCGGAAUUUACACCGUUGAGGGGUGUUUUUGGACAUAAAAAAAAUAAAUCAAACAUCACCUUAUUAUCCCCUAAGAAGCCACAGUCAAAGCCACAUACAAAGGGAAGAUAGCUUGUGAAUGUUUGUCAAAACAUGAGCUUCUGAGACUCAACAUUUUGAAAAUUUGUGUUUCUUCACUGCUGCAAGGACUAAAGAUUGUUUUGGUGUAGGGUCAGUUGUGAGGUAAAAGAUGUUGCCUUUGGUGGUGGAAGCAGCUAACUAGAAGUUAAAGUUGCUAUUUUGUUAACAUGCAUUCAAUUUUGAGACAUGCAACAUUGUCUGUUCACACUGAUGCACUGCACAUAUUUUCACCAGGUUUUGACAAAGGUUACAUGAAAGUUAAAACAACAGCAUCAAGAAGAUACGUCAAAACAUUUUUUGUUGUAGACAAUCAUGAAACAAAUGCAUCAAAGUUUUAACUUAAAUUUCAGCUGAUCCUAGUUUCUCUAUGGAUGUUUCUUUCAAUGCAAUGUGGAAAUUAUUUUAGGCUCAGGUUAGGUAUUAGCAAGUUUGUCAAGUGAUUAUACUUUCUACUUGGAACUAAGACAUCAUUUUGAUCCUUUCUAUAAUUUACUUGGAACUAAGACAAUUGAAUUUGGUUUGUGUAUUUGGCCUUUCUUGGAUAUUUUCUUGCAAGUGAUUUUUAUAGUGUGAA